AUGCCACGGCAUGCCCUUCACCGCUGGCUCGCACUCCGCUCCUCUCAUGGGGACUUCUCCUGGUACCACAGGCGUUUCCAGCAUGCAGAUGCGAGGCUCACCUGUGUUUGUGGACACAACAAGAGCCCAGAACAUUUGGUGCUCUGUCGACACUCACAGAGGCACUUUCUUCACUGGCCCAAGAGGCCAGCAGCACGGCCACACAACCGGGCGACAGCUGUUGCCUAUCUAGGGUCUCUGACCCCUACAGACUUUGUAGAACUGCUGGACUGCACGCAGUUCUACACACGGUACUGCACAAGGCACGGCAGCGGCGGUCCCCUCAGGGAACCACACUAUAGCCCCACCAUGAAUGGCCAUACGUCGGGCCAGAAUGGAAGUAAAGACUACAUUGAAGAAGAUGAGAUCAAUCACAUGAUCUGCUGCAUGAAUUGGAACCCCUAUCUCUCCCACAAAGUCCAUCCCAUGUUCACUGGCCCAUUGGACAAGCUCCCCGCCCCGGUGCAGAUUCACUGCCCCUGGUUCAAAGGCAUCAUGCUGUACAUUGAUAUCCCCACCUAUCAGACAGCGGGCUGGUGGGCUCAGAUUGACUGA
Molecule: messenger RNA, 594 nt
Organism: Histoplasma mississippiense
Lineage: Eukaryota; Fungi; Ascomycota; Eurotiomycetes; Onygenales; Ajellomycetaceae
Exons: 4
Coding region: 1-594 (197 amino acids)
Source: RefSeq, a predicted model, not a curated record